This is a messenger RNA of Marmota flaviventris (yellow-bellied marmot), 1005 nucleotides long. Its product is annotated as olfactory receptor 52K1-like. Gene Ontology annotation, biological process: G protein-coupled receptor signaling pathway. Gene Ontology annotation, cellular component: plasma membrane. Gene Ontology annotation, molecular function: G protein-coupled receptor activity; olfactory receptor activity. The record is from RefSeq and is a predicted model, not a curated record. Lineage: Eukaryota; Metazoa; Chordata; Mammalia; Rodentia; Sciuridae.
AUGUCCGGGUGGAGCAAUGGCAGCUCCAAUGGGUCCUACACCAGCUUCUUCCUGGUGGGCUUCCCAGGACUGCAGGACUCCCGUACCCUUCUGGUACUGCCCUUCCUUAGCCUCUACCUGGUGAUCUUCUCUGCCAAUGCACUGGUCAUCCACACAGUGGUGUCUCAGCGGAGCCUACACCAGCCCAUGUACCUGCUCAUUGCCCUGCUCCUGGCUGUCAACAUCUGUGCUGCCACCACCGUGGUGCCCCCCAUGCUCUUCAGCUUCUCCACACACUUCAACCGCAUCUCCCUGGCUCGCUGUCUAAUCCAGAUGUUCUGCAUCUACUUCCUCAUUGUCUUUGACUGCAACAUCCUCCUGGUCAUGGCCCUAGACCGCUAUGUUGCCAUCUGCCACCCUCUCCGCUACCCAGAGAUAGUGACAAGACAGUUUCUAGCUGGCCUGGUGGGGGUGGCAGCGGCCAGGAGCACGUGCCUUGUUGCUCCAGUGGUGGGACUGGCCUCACGGGUCUGCUUCUGCCGCUCAGAUGUGAUCCACCACUUUGCCUGUGAGCACAUGGCCCUGAUGAAGCUCUCCUGUGGGGAUGUUUCACUGAACAAGACUGUGGGACUCACCAUCCGCAUCUUCAACAGGGUCCUGGACAUGCUUCUACUAGUAGCCUCCUACACCCGCAUCAUCCAUGCUGCCUUUAGGAUUUCAUCAGGUGGAGCCCGUGCCAAGGCCCUGAACACCUGUGGCUCCCACCUGCUAGUCAUCUUCACCAUCUACUCCUCCACCAUGUCCUCAUCCAUUGUCUACCGUGUGGCCCGUACUGCCUCUGAGGAUGUGCACAACCUGCUCAGUGCCUUCUAUCUAUUGCUGCCCUGUCUAGUGAACCCCAUCAUCUAUGGGGCCAGAACCAAGGAAAUCAGAGAGCAUCUAGCAACUCUGUUCCAAAGGACACAGCAACAAGUCCCCACUGAGAAGCUCCAGUCCCCACCCUCACAUAGAGAGCUUCCUGGCUGA